Molecule: messenger RNA, 478 nt
Organism: Staurois parvus
Lineage: Eukaryota; Metazoa; Chordata; Amphibia; Anura; Ranidae
Source: the annotation of a GenBank genome assembly
UGCAUUAGGAGCUUCAGCUAGUUAGAUAGAACCAACCUAAUUUCCUAAAUGGAGGAUGUCCAGCAUCAAUUAGCCCCCUUUUCUUCUCAGACUUACUGUCCCUUGCCUGCCCCUUUUAUCCAUUUGAUUUUCUGUUCUUUUAAUUAUUGCAUCACAUAUGGGUGUUACCAGGGGCGGACUGACAACUCAUGGGGCCCCCGGGCAAUAGGGGAUCAUGGGGCCCCUGUGUCCUUGCCGAAACUCAAAAAAGCCUAUGAAAAAGGUACCAGGGGCAUCUCAUGGGGCCCCCUACUGACCCUGGGCCCUCGGGCAGUGCCCGUGUUUCCAAAUGGUCAGUCCACCCCUGGGUGACACUUCUGAACGAUAGAAACUGACUGCUGGAAAACGUAGAUUAAACAUGUCUAUUUAGCCGCGUUUGCAUACUGCGUUUAUGAGCGUUUGCGUUUAGAAGCGUUUUUUUUUUUUUAAGAUAACCUCA